AUGGAGUCAUCGGUUUGCAAAUCCGAACUUGUUCCCAACCUUGUAACCACCACCUACUAUCGCUCCCCAAGUCUGCGCAUACACCUGCUCACCGAUGUUGACCACAUCGUCUGGCCUUACCCUCUUGCCGCACUCUCAGAGGCCGUGUCUGUUCUCAUCCAUGGUACAUGCUGCGGGAACCUUACUGCUGGUCAAACCGACCUUGUCGUCAGUGUUGGUGCCAUCUACCUUCUCGCUCAUGCCAUCUACCUUCUCGCUCGUGCCAUCGCCCAAUCUCCAUCAUCGUUGCCAUCGACAUCAACCAACCACGGCUUGACUUUGCGAAAGACAAUGGCUUGCCUCCCAGGUCUUCUCCCUCCCUAUGGCCGAUCAAGCCGUGACUUUGGGUGA
Molecule: messenger RNA, 390 nt
Organism: Laccaria bicolor S238N-H82
Lineage: Eukaryota; Fungi; Basidiomycota; Agaricomycetes; Agaricales; Hydnangiaceae
Exons: 4
Coding region: 1-390 (129 amino acids)
Source: RefSeq, a predicted model, not a curated record